AUGUUUCAAGGACCUCAUAUGACGUACCGGAUCUUCCUCGGUAUCGUGCUACAAGCCUUACAGCAACUGACCGGUGCUAGUUGCUUCUUCUACCGCACCGUUGUGUUCAAUGGAGCCGGUAUCAAAAACACCUAUGUCACGCAGCUGAUCCUUGGCGUUGUCAAUUUCGGCACGACAUUCGGAGGUCUGUAUGUCAUCGAGCACUUCCAGCGUCGCAAGUCACUCAUAACUGGGGGCAUUUGGAUAUUCGUAUGUUUUAUGGUCUUCGUCUCCGUCGGACAUUUCUCCUUAAAUGUCCAUGAUCCUCCUCAGACUCCUGGUGCCGGAAAGGCAAUGGUGUUGCUGAGCUCUAUCCAUUGCGGUAUCCCGCGAGGGCCACGACUCCAAACUGGGUUUGAAGAUUUUCUCAUUGGUUUCUCCACCCCGUUUAUUACCGAUGAUGUAGAAUUCGCGUACGGUUACGUCUUCGCCGGAUGCCUGUUUGCUGGGGUCCUGGUCGUCUACUUCUGUGUGUUGGAAGGCAAGGGCAAAACUCCGGGGAAGGACAAGAUGUAUGUUAUGCGUGUCCCCGCAUGGAAAAAGCAGCAAAUAAGUACCUUCACCCCCGGAGCACCGUAUUAUCAUGGCGCAAGUUCUGAACCGGAGGACAACAGUGGGGAUUGA
Aspergillus pseudoviridinutans is the source of this 663-nucleotide messenger RNA. Its product is annotated as hexose transporter hxt1. The transcript is spliced from 2 exons. Gene Ontology annotation, cellular component: plasma membrane. Gene Ontology annotation, molecular function: carbohydrate:proton symporter activity. The coding region runs from base 1 to 663 and encodes 220 amino acids. The record is from RefSeq and is a predicted model, not a curated record. Gene Ontology annotation, biological process: transmembrane transport; carbohydrate transport. Lineage: Eukaryota; Fungi; Ascomycota; Eurotiomycetes; Eurotiales; Aspergillaceae.